Molecule: messenger RNA, 426 nt
Organism: Pestalotiopsis fici W106-1
Lineage: Eukaryota; Fungi; Ascomycota; Sordariomycetes; Amphisphaeriales; Sporocadaceae
Exons: 1
Coding region: 1-426 (141 amino acids)
Source: RefSeq, a predicted model, not a curated record
AUGACGAUGCUUCUUGUCAACCCCCAGGAAGUGCAACCCCACACAUACUACAUGAACUACCGGCUAGCAACAACAUCGGCGCCCACAGUCAACAACAUCCUCAGCAUGCCUUCGCAACACCACGAGAGACAUCACCACCAGUCGGGCGCCUACUCGUCCUACAGCAACACGGUUGCUCAGGCCUUGGAGAUUGCUCGAGAGAGCCCCGAUGGCGCAAUGGACCCCACCGUGAGCAGCAUACUGGAAAACGCCAUUGCUCAGAUAUGGUCAAAGGUGCAGUCGCACCCAGAUUCAUACGUCAUGACGAGGGACGAGUUCGCCGUCUUCAACUACUUCCAGCACCGCUUCCAGGGCGAUAAGGCAGCUGAUGCUGCCAGGUCCCGCUACUGGAGCAACACCAAGGGAGACAGCACAAAAGGGGCUUAG